Xiphophorus hellerii (green swordtail) is the source of this 1890-nucleotide messenger RNA. Its product is annotated as tumor necrosis factor receptor superfamily member 5. The coding region runs from base 690 to 1616 and encodes 308 amino acids. Gene Ontology annotation, molecular function: transmembrane signaling receptor activity; protein binding. The record is from RefSeq and is a predicted model, not a curated record. Gene Ontology annotation, cellular component: CD40 receptor complex; external side of plasma membrane; membrane. Gene Ontology annotation, biological process: apoptotic process; immune response-regulating cell surface receptor signaling pathway; immune response. The transcript is spliced from 8 exons. Lineage: Eukaryota; Metazoa; Chordata; Actinopteri; Cyprinodontiformes; Poeciliidae.
UGUUUCAGUGUUAAUUACUUUUUACACAAAACCUUUUUUCCUCAUCAGUAAAUGAAAUCUGUCACUUGAAAACUACUUUUCAUUUGAUAUUAAGAUUUGUUUGAGGAUCUGAAAUAGUUCAGUAUGACAGAAAAGCAAAUCCAUUUUUCAACAGCCUGCAUAUUUACUGUAAUAAGGCAAAGAUCGGGGGCAAAAAGGGUGACAGGAAAACAAGCUGGCCUUGAAGUUUUAUCUCUGCAGCGCUCCAGCUCUGCUUUGACAAAGGUUUGUUGAUAGCAAUAGAGACAAAGCAAAAAGAAAUGAGUGUAUACAGAGAGAGGAAAUGUCUCAUUGUAUCACACAGCGCUAGGCACACACAGUACCUUUGGGUUUAUAGCUACGGAAACACGCACAGCGUUCACACCGCCAGAGAGAGAGAGAGAGAACCAGGACCGGAAGGAAACGAGGACCGACACACAAAGACGUAGAGACGGAGGGGAAAACGGCAGAUGAGGGUCAACGGGGCUUUCCAUUGUGUAGGAUCAGAAAAAAGUAGGGAGGGAAAAGAAAUCUGCUGCCAAAGCCAGAUCUUACAUGACAGACAGAGGAGCGAGUGAGAGAGACACAGAGUUUCACCAGAGACGGUGGCUGGAAACCCAAAGCUUGAACUUCUACACACAAGAGGAAGACUGUAAUCAAAUGUGCUACUGAUGGCAAAUAUAACCUGUGAAGUCAAGAAGAACAAGAGUAAAGAUGGACAUUGUUGUGAUCAAUGUCCUGCAGGAAUGUUCGUAGCAGAAGAUUGUAACGCCACAGAAAACACAAAGUGUGAAUCUUGUCCCGAAGGGUCUUACACAGAGCACCCGAACUACCUGAAGAAAUGCAUUGGCUGUAAUUCCUGCGUUGAAAAUAGUCAAAUAAAGACCAACUGCACAGAUCAGAAGAAGACUGUUUGUGAGUGUAAGCCAGGUUUCUUCUCCACCAAAGAAGACGUUGAUCACUGCGAGGCCUGGACUAAAUGCCCUGUGGGUUAUGGAGUCAAAAAUAAACCUACUUCUACAAAUGACACAGUCUGCACUCCGUGUGAGAAAGGAACGUACAGCAACGUCACAGAUUUCUCCUCACCUUGUCAACCGCAUUUCAGGUGUGAGGCCUACGGACUACAGGUGAAAACUCCAGGAACCAAAACAACGAAUGCCAUCUGUCAAGAAUGUAAAUCUCAGUGUUGCUGGAUCCUGCCGGCAUCCCUGUGGGCCGGACUUGUUUUGACUAUUUUGGUCGUGGCGGCGCUCAUCUUCUGGAGAGCAAAGCGCAGAUCCUAUAGACCAGUCAAACACAGUGUUCCUGUUACCAUGGUGACGGUUGUUGCCGAACCGGUCCUCGCUCCACCAGAGCUGCUGUCUCACUGCCAAGAGAGCUGCACAGACUGCAAAUCAUCCCCUUUUAACUCAGAUGACGGUUCGAUCAUUCGCAGCAUAUCGGACAGCUUGGACCUGAGUACUCCCAUGACUCCGCUGAAGCCCUCCGUCUCCUUCAUUGAACCCGAACAAACCAACUGCAGCUCAAUAUACCCCAUCAGCAGCGCCUUCUGCAGGUCGUACUCGGAGCCCCAGGAGGACGAGUGGUGUGGGACAUAAAAAAAAAAUAAAAAUAAAUAAAAUACAAGAGUGGGACACUGACGGAGCCACUGCUGGCUCAGUGAUGUAUUUCAAGUGCUGUUUGUAAACCUUGAGAAGAUUUUACGCUCAGCAAAGUUUAGUAUGGCUGAUAGUUUGCUGCCACCUGCAGGACUAUAGUGGGAACUUCAGUUUGUGCAAAGAAAAAUUCUCCCAAGUGAAAACAGCAGAUUUUGCUUCGUAAGAGGGAUUAAGCUCCACAUAACAGGGGAAAAAACCCUGAUAAUUACAGUUU